This is a messenger RNA of Tympanuchus pallidicinctus (lesser prairie-chicken), 2741 nucleotides long. It is a transcript of the gene GOLPH3, whose product is annotated as golgi phosphoprotein 3. The transcript is spliced from 4 exons. Gene Ontology annotation, biological process: Golgi organization; retrograde vesicle-mediated transport, Golgi to endoplasmic reticulum; Golgi vesicle budding. Lineage: Eukaryota; Metazoa; Chordata; Aves; Galliformes; Phasianidae. The record is from RefSeq and is a predicted model, not a curated record. Gene Ontology annotation, molecular function: phosphatidylinositol-4-phosphate binding. The coding region runs from base 299 to 1183 and encodes 294 amino acids. Gene Ontology annotation, cellular component: Golgi cisterna; cytosol; trans-Golgi network.
AUCAGCCCGCGCCGCCAUAUUGCACGCGAAGCCGCCUCCGCCAGCUCGGCCCCCGCUGCCUCCGCCUCCGCGGCCCGGCCCCACUCCCCAUGACCGCCCCCGGCCGGCCGCAGCCGCGGUGCGGGUAGGGCCGAGUGGGAGCGGCUUCCGCUACUCCGUCUCCGCGCUCCCGAGUUGUCGCCGAGUCCCCCGCCGCCGCCUCCUCCUUCUUCUUCUCCUCCUCCUCUUCCUCCUCCUCCCCACCCCCCAAACCUCCCAAACGCCCGGCCCGGCCGCUGCCCUCCCGCCGCCCGCAGCCAUGACGUCCCUCACGCAGCGCAGCUCCGGCCUGGUGCAGCGCCGCACCGAGGCGUCCCGCAGCGCCGCCGCCGACAAGGAGAGGGGGGCCGGGGGCGGCCCGGAGGACGAAGGCCGUCGGGAAGAGCCGGGAGACGACGAGAAGGGAGACUCCAAGGAAACGCGGCUGACCCUGAUGGAGGAGGUGCUGCUCCUGGGCCUCAAGGACCGCGAGGGUUACACAUCCUUCUGGAACGAUUGCAUCUCCUCAGGAUUGCGUGGCUGCAUGCUAAUUGAACUUGCGUUGCGUGGACGUCUUCAGCUAGAGGCUUGUGGAAUGAGGCGCAAAAGUCUGCUGACUAGAAAAGUGAUUUGCAAGUCUGAUGCUCCUACAGGGGAUGUUCUGCUUGAUGAAGCUCUGAAACACAUAAAAGAGACCCAGCCUCCUGAAACAGUACAAAAUUGGAUUGAACUGCUUAGUGGUGAAACAUGGAACCCGUUAAAGUUGCACUACCAGUUACGAAAUGUCCGUGAACGGUUAGCUAAAAAUCUAGUGGAAAAAGGUGUACUGACCACAGAGAAACAGAACUUCCUUCUUUUUGACAUGACUACGCACCCGCUCACCAACAACAACAUCAAACAGCGCCUCAUCAAGAAGGUUCAGGAGGCGGUUCUUGACAAAUGGGUGAAUGACCCCCACCGCAUGGACAAGCGCUUGCUGGCACUCGUUUAUUUAGCCCAUGCUUCAGAUGUCCUGGAGAACGCUUUUGCCCCCCUUCUGGAUGAGCAGUAUGAUUUAGCCACAAAGAGAGUGCGGCAGCUUCUGGAUUUAGACCCUGAGGUUGAAUGUAUGAAAGCCAACACAAAUGAGGUUCUGUGGGCUGUUGUAGCAGCUUUCACAAAAUAACUGCAAUCAGACUGAAGUGUUCUCUUUUCUUCCAUGUAAACCAGUUGUUUCUCUUCUAUUGACUAUUCAUAUUUCCUGUAAUUUGUACCUUCUCACAUGAUGAAUCAGCUCUUGUUUAAUGGGGAUUAUAAAUGGUGUAUUCCUUCCUUCUCUGUGCAUUUGUAUACAGGGUUCUGCUGGUACAAGAGAGCUUCCUGUUUAACACAACAACAGAAAAAGGUUUUACUGCCAUAUUGGCAUUCCAUUUCAUGUUAAGUAGGAGUUAUCUGAAGUACUUUGGUUACUCUAUUUUUCAUUUUAUUGUUACUGAAGUGGUUUAACAUGGAAAGCACCUCAAGGAAAUGUGCAUGCAAUUGGAUCACUAGUCUCAGCUGACACAGAUGUGUGCAUGCAUCAGUACUUCUACAGUAUGAUUCAUAGCAGAUCAAAAAGGGCCUUUUAAAUCACCAAAGCUCUAUGUUGAAGUGUCUGUCAGGGCAUUUUAUACACAGACCUUUUUUUCAAUUAUGUCUAACAAAAUUACUUUAAAAGCAGAAAUUCCGUUAAGCAGCUUUGUCAGUGGUCCUGUGAAGAUGCCCUAUAAAGUUUUACUUUUCAUGUAAGUCUCUCAUGUACUUAUACUUUCAUUAGAAUGAUAGGUGAGUCAGAAGGCUAGUGUAGAAAGGUCCAGUUGUUUCAUAAACCAGUUUGGGGAUGGAAUACAUUCCAUUAUAUUGUAUAUAUAGUUCAAGUUGUAUAUUAACAACUGCCCCAUCUUAGUAUUUUGCAAGAUCUAUUUAGUUGUACGCCUGGUGCCCCUUACUUGCUGUCAGUUGUUGCCAUUUGUUGGAAAGAAAGGCCUCUUAUAAAGAGCAUGUAUGUGAAAGCUUUUUGUUUCCAGUGUCUACAGAGUUCACCAUCCAGAUAUUCUCAGUCUAUACAUUGCCUUUGAUAAUUAGUGUACAGAAAGAGACCACUUUCUGUCAUUAAGUGUUUGUUUUUCUUUCCCCCUCCUGUAUGGAAGAUGCUUGUGACCAGUACAGUUCUUGAAUGCAGUUUUAAUUUUGUUUGUAUGCAAGUUAAUGUUUGUCUAAGUGUCAUAAUCUAUUUUACACUUUAAAACAAAGUCAGUCCUAGCAGGUAUUGCAUGUAGUGGUUUGCAAGUAAUGACUGCAGUUUGGAUGAUUAAGAUUUCUGCAGUGGGACACUCAUUUUAAUUUUUGUAUACAAUUAUGCUGAUUAGCACACUGCUGUGGGGGGGGGAAAAACAACAACAAAUAUUUACAACUUUGGCUUUUUAAAAUUUAUUGCCUCUUGACCACUCCUUGUUACAUCUCCCACAGUUUUCACAAUGUAAAUAUUAUGCAUUGAACAAAUAAGUAUUGGUUUAUAUAAUUUUUUCCUCAUAACGCAGAUUUAUAGUGGGGCUUACAGGUGUUUAGAAACGUUAUUGGUUAAUAUUCAGAGCAAGAAUACUAGAUGGUGUAUAACUGUAGAGUUGAAAUUUAAGGGAUCUCUUAAUCUGUAUACUAGCUUUUUACCUACAGUAAAUAAACUAUGAUCUUGAAAGUGCCUGAAA